Paramormyrops kingsleyae is the source of this 10620-nucleotide messenger RNA. The record is from RefSeq and is a predicted model, not a curated record. Lineage: Eukaryota; Metazoa; Chordata; Actinopteri; Osteoglossiformes; Mormyridae.
UGGCAGCGGCAAACAAACCCACAUUGCUACGCCGGACUUCUGAAAGCGGGCGACUCAAUAAAGCCAUUGUCUGGCGGGAGAGCCGCAGUCUUUCAUAAUGCAGGAACGUCGUGCGCGGCCACUGGCCGGCGAUCCGCUCGCUCGCCGUAGGCGCUGAGGCUCCGGGUCGCCCCGUUAGUUUGCACGCCGGUCUGCGCACACAUUCCGACGGCGUGACACAAUACGCUUCACUUUAUUUACUUAUUAGGGUCCACCAGCCAUUGUCCUUCACAAGGGGAGCUGGAUCCCUCGUUCUCGGCCAUCGGGCUAGCUAGCUUAGCUAGUUAGCGGUGACGGUUAUGAUUGGUGUUAUCCAGAAACGCCAUAGCCUACACACGCUUAGACGGGGGAUCGCGGCCAGAUCUGAUCCGUGAGCCGCACAUGGCUUUGCAUUGACAUGCGUUUGUUCAGUCCCAAGCUACCGGAGGGGAAGGAAAUCGCAUGGAAAAUAGUCUCAUUCAGCUCUCUCACCUGCGGCUCUGCGGAGGUGUCCUCGGCUUCUAGUCUACCGGCCCCUGGGCCCCACCGGCUAAACAUGUCCGUGGCCCCGAGGAAGACUGAGCCGGGGCUUCCGGCGUCGCAGUGACAUGCGAGCGGCACAGCCAGGGAACCUGCUCAGGAAACACACUGCUCCAGCCAGGACUGGUUCCCCACUGCUUGGUUAUCUCAGCUGGAGGGACUUCUUAGCUUGUUGACGCCUUUUCCCCAGCUCUCGCCCCUCCCCCCCCGCCACCACACACACACACAUACACACUUUUCUCUGGGGGAUUCAAGAAUUUCAGCCAGGCAUCUGAGGUUCACAGGCAUUCCUACCGUCGUCGGGCCCAAGUCUGUGGCGUGACGGUGUGCCGCAGGACCUGCAUGGACCUCGCUGUCCUGUGCGUUGCCUCUGGCCCCAGUGGAGCGGGUCACACCCGAGGGACAUCUGCACCGUCAGUAGGGGGCAGAAGAGAGUUGUGCCCCCUUGGCGGCAGCCCAGAAGGAGAGCCGUCUGACUCGGCCUCCCCUAACUGCCAGAGGCAGUCUACCGUGGAAACAGACCUGGUCCACAGUGCCCACUGGAGGGAGGGGCCGGGGAUGCUGGCGUGCAAACAUCCAGUGGAAAUGUGUGGCGUCUGCCAAGAUGUUAACACUCUCGCCACAGAGCCCGCCGAUGAGCUUGGGCAGGAUGGGCUCAACUGCCACCUUGAUGUGGCCCCCCCUUCAGGGCUGAUGCCAACAGCAAGUUGCUUGGGGGCUUCCCCGAGUCAGCCAGACCCCUCUUACAGAUUGGUACCUCAUUGGAGAGAUGUUUGGAGAGACCAUUUGCCAGAAGGAUCUCUGCGAGUCGCUGCAGGGGGGCUGUCCGGCGGCCGGACAGGGAAUUCGGCGACGUGCUUGAGAAGGAAUGCCGGUCCUGCCAGGCACCGUCCCAAGGAUUUCUACUACGGUUCGGAAAGGUCUAGCCAGAAGCCGAAAAGUCCCACAGGGGCGGCGUCGAAGCCGAGUGGCAGCUUCAGAACCGGCGGCGGCCGCGGCGGCGGCAGCCUGCAGGCGGGCGGCUUCCUGCCGCACAAGAAGGACCGCUCCACCAUCUUGAUCCGCCGCUUCAACAAGCAUGACGUGCCGGUGAGGAAGCUGAUCUGCACAGGCACUCGCGCCAUCGUGCAGAAGCUGCCGUCGGGACACAUGGGCGAGAGGCGGCGGACGGCCGAGUCUGGCGGGAGGCCCCCAGGUCCCACCUUGGCAGCCCACGGCACCCCCCAGUGGACCUUCGGGCUCCUCCUCCUGCAUGUCGGGGCCGGACCCUUGGAGCUUCACUAUGGUCUGAGGCUCCAGGUCCACCUGCUCCAUCCUUCCAGGAAGCUCCUGGCCUCUGCGGGCAGGAGGGCCUGCUGGCGGGACUCAUGGCCGUGCACCUGUAAGGAGUCGUCGAGCUUCCGCGUCUCCUCUCACCAGACUACGGUCUCCGCUUACAUCUCCGGGGCUCUCCUGGAGGCCAUAGCUUCCAUCGGGGCCCGCACUGCCAUCCCCUGCCUGGCCAGCUCCUCCGGGAAGGCCAUGCUGAAAGAGCGCCCACUGUGCACCACGAUGGCGGGGAGUGGCUCGCUGCCGUCCACCAUGACGGGCAUCAGCAAGGAGCUGGCGGACCUGCGGCACCUCAUCCAGUUCCCCGAGGAGAUCGCCGCCAUACUGAUGGAGCAGGAACAGCGGCUGUACCGCCGCGUCUUCCCCCUCGACUACCUCUGCUUCCUCACCCGGGACCUGGGCUCCCCUGAGUGCCCCAGGCGCCACCCAAACCUCAAGUCCUCGUUGUCCGCCCCGGUCGUGUCCGGCCGCACCAGCAGGGGAAACACCGUGGAAGACCUGGUCACGCGGUUCAAUGAGGUUAGCUCGUGGGUGACCUGGCUCAUCCUGACUGCCGGCUCCAUGGAAGAGAAGAGGGAGGUUUUCUCCUACCUGGUGCACGUGGCCAAGUGCUGCUGGAACAUCGGCAACUACAACGCGGUGAUGGAGUUCUUGGCUGGGCUCAGGUCUCGUAAGGUCUUAAAGAUGUGGCAGUUCAUGGACCAGUCGGACAUCGAAACCAUGCGCAGCCUGAAAGACGCCAUGGCUCAGCACGAGUCCUCGUCCGAGUACAAGAAGGUGGUGAACCGGGCCCUAAAUAUCCCCGGCUGCAAGGUGGUGCCCUUCUGCGGGGUCUUCCUGAAGGAGCUCAGUGAUGCCCUCAACGGGACGGCGAGCCUCAUCAGCCUGCGGCCUCACUCCGACUCCCAGGACGACUCCAUCGAGUUCGUCACGGGAUACGGCGGCCAGGAUCGCUUCCUGCGUCGCGUCGGGAAGGACGGCCUGCAGAGCCCCGACAAGGAGUCGACCGUCAGCAACAUCCUGCAGACCAUCCGCAGCUGUAACCGGAGCCUGGAGUCGGAGGAGCCGGAGGAGAACAUGCGCGAUCGGCUCCCCGGCCUGAGGCACUCCCUCCGAGAGAGGGGCAGGAACCAUUCACUGCCUGUCAGGGACACGUCCGAGUCAAACCGUGUCUUGUUUGUUUUGGGAGACCUCUCCGACUCUGAGGGUGAUCUGUCGGAGCAGGGGAAGGAAGGGGACUUCCAGGGUGUCGAGGAGACGCCCAAAGCUUUCGGCCACGGUACGGAGCUCAUCCCCUGGUACGUGCUCUCCAUCCAGGCCGACGUCCACCAGUUCCUCUUGCAGGGGGCCACGGUCAUCCACUACGACCAGGAGUCCCACCUGACCGCCCGCUGUUUCCUGAGGCUCCAGCCGGACAAUUGCUCCCUGACCUGGACCAAGUUACAGGGUAGCUGUCCUUCCAACGGAAAAGCAAAGAACGUGACAGUAGGGGGCGGUGUUGAGCCCGGCCACAGCAAAGCCCAGUACAGCGGACAUGUGGUGCUGAAUGGGCUGGCAGAUGGACUUCUGGACCUUUCUGUCGUGAAGGCGGUGUUCAUGGGCCACGCGGGGGUGGACAUCCACGGCGUGUGCACGCAGAACAAGCUGUGCAACAUGAACCUGGCCGAGAAUGCGGUCACCUUGCUCUACGGGCUCCACACCACCGACAACAAGCUGCUGCACUUCGUCGCCCCCGGUUACACAGUGCGCAUGCUGUACGAGGGGCUGCGCGAGCUGGCCAGCGCCGCACGCAAGAUCAGGAGAUUUCCUGACCAGAGGCUGCAGUGGCUGCGGAGGCAGUACAUCAACCUGUACCAGGAGGACGGCAGAUACGACGGCCCCACUUUGGCCCAGGCUAUCGAGCUGUUCGGAGGCCGGCGCUGGCCCGUGGACCUCAGUACCGGCACCAUCCCCGGCAAGGGCAGCCCCAUGGCUACCAGCGGCACCAAGAAGAAGAAGAAGGUCCUCAUAAGGGGCGACAGCGGGGACGCCACGGACGACGAGACCAUCUCACGCAAGACGAGGGUCAAGGAGACAUUGGGCCGGACCGGAUCUGACCCAUCGGACUGUGUGGAUCAGGACGACCCAGAGGAUGGCUCUGCCUUUGGCUUCCCGGGCCCCUUCUCCCUGGCACCUGGUAAAGCCCCUCCCCUCAGUGGCUCCUCCACUCUCCCUGCCCGGCCUCACACCUCCCCCGUCCUGUCCUCCAAUGCCAAGGGCCAGGUGGGAAGCAGGACCAGCCAGAGCUGGCACGGCCGGGGGCGGGCACCCCUGAAGGGCUUUCAGAGCCUCACGCUCUCCGACAGCGUGAUGACCUUCACCGAGUUUGUGGAGCUCUUCAAGUCCUUCAGCAUUAGAAGCAGGAAGGAUCUGAAGGAUCUGUUCGACACCUACGCCGUGCCCUGCAGUCGCUCCACACCGGGCCAGACCCCACUUUUCACCAACCUGAGGAUAGACGAUAAAAUCACUGGCAUGCAACCUGACCUCGACCUCCUGACGCGCAACGGCUCCGACCUGGGCCUCUUCAUCCACACCCGGCAGCAGAUGUCAGACAACCAGAAGCAGAUCUCUGAUGCCAUUGCGGCAGCCAGCAUCGUCAACAAUGGCACCGGAGUGGAGAGCGCCUCAUUGGGUGUGCUGGGACUGACCAUCCUGCAGCUCAACGACUUCCUGGUCAACUGCCAGAGGGAGCACCUGACCUACGACGAGAUCCUGAGCAUCAUCCAGAAGUUUGAGCCCUCUGUAAGCAUGCGCCAGAUGGGCUGGAUGUCUUUUGAGGGUUUUGCCAGGUUUCUGAUGGACAAGGACAACUUUGCCUCUACGAUUGAGGAGUCCCAGGUGACCCUGGAAGAUCUUCAAUACCCUCUGUCUUACUAUUACAUCGAAUCGUCACACAACACGUAUCUCACCGGCCACCAGCUCAAAGGAGAAUCCUCUGUGGAGCUCUAUAGUCAGGUGCUGCUGCAGGGCUGCCGGAGCGUGGAGCUGGACUGCUGGGACGGUGAUGAUGGGAAGCCUGUCAUAUACCACGGCCACACGCUCACUACCAAGAUCCCCUUCAAGGAUGUGGUGGAGGCAGUGAAUCGUACAGCUUUCAUUAAAUCAGACAUGCCUGUCAUCAUCUCCAUUGAGAACCACUGCUCCUUACCCCAGCAACGCAAAAUGGCAGAGAUCUUUAAGAACGUGUUCGGGGACAAGCUGGUGACGAAGUUCCUCUUCGACAGCGACUUCUCCGAUGACCCCCUGCUCCCUUCGCCCGUGCAGCUCAGGGGCAAGAUCCUGCUGAAGAACAAGAAGCUGAAAGCCCACCAGGCCCCCGUGGACAUCCUCAAGCAGAAGGCCCACCAGCUGGCUCACAUGCAGGCCCAAGCCAGUAACGGUACGCCAGCCCCCAGCCCCCCCGCCACCAACGAGGAAGAGGAGGAGGAGGAAGACGAGUACGACUAUGACUACGAGUCCCUGUCCGAUGACAACAUCCUGGAUGACCGACCAGAGGGAAGGUCACCCGUGGAGAAGUUUCAGUAUGAAUCCAACGACGAGAUGCCAAAGAGGACAGCCCGGAAAUCGGACAGCCCAGCUGCAAGCAGAGGGAAGGUGUUCGACCUGGAGCUCGAAGAGGAGUUCAACCUGCCUCAGAACAAGAAGGAGAGCCGGCAGAUUGCACAGGAGCUCUCCGACCUGGUCAUCUACUGCCAGGCCAUCAAGUUCCCAGGCCUUUCCACCCUCACCCCAUCGGGCUCUGGCAGGGGAAAAGACAGAAAGAGCAGGAAGUCGAUCUUCGGCAACAACCCUGGCAAGACCAACCCGGGGGACCCCAUGACCCCGCCCCGCGCCCAGGGGAAAGCAGGCCCCCUGGAGGGCGUCCGCGCCAAUGCCGACGAGCAGGCCGCCCCGGCGCCGAGCGCCAGCCCGUCACUGAGCGCCAUCAUCCGUACACCCAAGUGCUACCACAUCUCGUCGGUGAACGAGAACGCGGCCAAGCGCUUGUGCCGGCGCUACUCGCGGAAGCUGAUGGAGCACACCAGCUGCCAACUGCUGCGCACCUACCCCGCCGCCACCCGCAUCGACUCCGCCAACCCCAACCCCCUUAUCUUCUGGCUACACGGCAUCCAGCUGGUGGCGCUCAACUACCAGACGGACGACUUGCCCAUGCAGCUGAACGCCGCCAUGUUUGAGGCCAACGGAGGCUGUGGCUAUGUCCUGAAGCCCCCUGUGCUGUGGGACCGGAGCUGCCCCCUGUACCAGCGCUUCAGCCCCCUGGAGAGGGACAUGGAGAGCAUGAGUCCCACCCUCUUCUCCCUCACUGUCAUUUCGGGGCAGAAUGUGUGUCCAGGCAACACGGCGGGCAGCCCCUGCGUGGAGGUAGAUGUGCUGGGGAUGACAGCGGACAGCAGCCACUUCCGUACCAAGCCCAUCCACCGUAACACCCACAACCCCAUGUGGAGCGAGCAGUUCCUCUUCCAGGUGUACUUUGAGGACAUGGCCUUCCUGCGCAUUGCUGUGGUGGAGAACAACACCUCCCAGGUCACCGGCCAGAGGAUCCUCCCCCUCCGGGCCCUCAAAGCAGGAUACAGACACGUGCAGCUGAGGAAUCAGCACAACGGACCCCUGGAGGUGUCCAGCUUGUUCAUAUUCAGCCGGAGGGUGGAGGAGACCCCCCCCGGGGGACAGCCUGCGUCUGUGCUGUUCAGCACGGAAGAGCGCCGUGCCGCCAUCCAGCACAAGGUGACGGUGCACGGGGCCCCGGGGCCCGAACCCUUUGCCGUGGUCAACGUCAACGAGAGGACCAGCGUCAGACAGCUGCUCGACACUAUAUUAUCACCGUCAGAGGCUGCGGACUAUUUCCUGUGUGAGGAAAAGAUACCUCUGUCAAAGGAACGCAGCGAUGCCAAGAAGCAGCCUCAACAGCGCCCCCUAGCGCCCGAAGAGGAGAUCCUCAGAGUUCUAAGCAGCUGGGUCCCAGAGGAGGGCUGUGUGGGUCGUAUCUGCCUGAAAACCAAAGAGGGGCACCUGAACAACAGGAACUCUGCGCCGGAACGCCUGGAGGAGGCGAGUGUCCCGCCAGAGGAAGACACCUUCCUGGUCCAGGUGCACGACGUGUCGCCCGAACAGCCUCACACUGUCAUCAAGGCCCCACGCCACAGCACUGCCCAGGACGUCAUUCAGCAGGCACUGAGUAAGGCCAAGUACUCCUGUAGCAUCCUGAACAACCCCAACCCCUGUGACUACGUGCUGAUGGAGGAGGUGUCCAAGGACCCCGCUAGCAGAAAGGGGUCGGCCGGCAAGCCCAUCCAGCGGGUCCUCCUGGACCAGGAAUGCGUCUACCAGGCACAGAGCAGGUGGAAGGGAGCUGGGAGGUUCGUGCUGAAGCUGAAGGAGCAGGUGCAGGCAUGCCGCGAGGACAGGAAGAAGGGCAUCUCCCUGACCAGUGAGCUGAAGAAGCUGACCGGUCGCAGCCGUACUGUGGCAGUGGGUGUGAGCCCCGCCCCUGAGGGCGCCCACAGUAAGGAUGAGAAGGUGGCAUGCGGGGGUCACCCCGGUGACACAUCUGAGUAAUCGGCGCUGGCAUGUGCAUGCAGGCCGUGUGAGGAAGACUCUCUGAAGGGCUGAAGGCCUGUGUGGCAGGGAGCAGGUCAGGGGUAGAAAGACUUCUGGGAAGACAGCCCAGCCAAUGCAUGCUCUCCCCAGCAAGCCACGCCCCCUCCACCUGGCCCUUCCCACUGCUGUGGAACUGGAAACUGCCCAUAUGAACGCUGCUCCUGGGGAAAUGCAAAAGUCAGAGCGAGACCCAUCAAAGGUGUCGGACGACGCCAGCCUGCACCCGAUUUCUGCCCUGGGGCGUCUUUAUUGGGGUUCAACUAACACCCGUGUCCCCAGACAGCCAUGUUAUUGGGGCGGAUAAACCCGGUCAUCAGCGCCGGAUCAUGUGGGGAAGGAGAUCGGGUACCUGGGAGCCCUUCAAACCCAGAGUAGCACCAGCGGUUGCAGAGAGCGUAACCCGGGGUAGCCACAACUCCUGCCUCCUCAUCCGACUGGGAUGACCAGAAGGUGGCUGGUUUGAAUCUCAUUCUGUGCCUGUGACCACAGUACUGUAGCAGAUCCGUGCUUUCGGCUUUCCUUUCUUGCAUUGACGCUACUUUGCACUUGUUCAUUUGGAUUCCUUAAAAUUGCCUAUUACUAUACCAAAGGAACAUUUAUUAAUUUGCUAAUUACACGUUUAUGGUAUAUUGUUUUCCCUUGGGGUAAAAGUUUACAGCUGAAAUGGUUGUAAACAAUGUAUUAGAGAGGUUUCUCUUCUGUGACCUCAUGGUACUUUAAACAUUUAACUUUAAAUGCAGCUAUUUAAUUCUUAGCUAUUGCUACUAAUUUUUUAAAGAUUUUUUUUUUUUUUUUAACUGUACAUGUUCCCCACAGACACUGGGAGAACUCUGUAGGGGUCAUAGUAGUAUAUUUGGUUUUACAAAGCAUUUGUUGCCUGAAAUUCUUUUUACAUGAAAUCAUGUAAAUGUAACAUUCUCUAUUAAUUUUCUAGAGCACAUUUGAGUUGUUUUAGUGGAUUGGGCUUUCUUAAAAAGGAAGCCGGGUGAAUUAAUUUUAAAGUGAAUCUCCCACCGUUGACGGGAUGGUUCGACAUUUCAUGUAAUUUUGUUGUUUUUUUUUUAGCUGUGCAAUGUGGAGAAUCGACGUUUCCUAUCAUUCUUUUUUGUAUGCCUGAUUUCACAGAACCUUUGAGAUUUUGUGACAUUCACUGUCUACAGUUGUACUUCUCAGUGUAAUAUUCCUGUAUGUUACUGUGGAUCAUAGUCCAGAAAUAGGCAAAUGUGUACGACUGACUCUUCUAGUCCAGCAGAUGCCGCUGUCCUGCACUUUCAUUUUCCCUUAUUAUUUUAUUAUUUUUUUUAAGUGAUAACCUUCAGUAUGCACAAGUUGUUCUGAUGUCAAUCUUGGCACAUGUUUGUUUUGAUGUAUCUGAUGGUGCUUUUCUUGGAUUGGGGAACAUUUGGAACCACUGUAACAUUAAUUAGGUGGAUGUUGUACCAAGAUGACGUUUGUGGCAGUUACAUACAAGUAUCAAGGUCAACAUGGUGUUUUCCUUUUUUUUUUUCCUGUAACAUGAGUCCAUUGUGACUUUUAGUACCUUUUGUGAACAUUUGCUGUUUUUGUCUCUGCGGUACAGAUUUCUGGCGGAGUACAUUUUUUUCCAGCCUUAUUUUGUAAAUAGUUUGUGAUUUAAUGAUCCAAAAACAUCUUGACCUCAGAUGUUUAGCUGUUUUUAAUUAGCUUUAAGCUGAAACUCAUAGAAUACCCCCCCCCCCAAUGUUGUACAUUUUAAUUUAUUUUACAAUUUAGCCCUGGGGGUUGUACUUUUAUAUAAAAUGUAUACAUGACGCUUUUUGAAGGUGUAUCUUAAGAGCUAUUUUAAAAUGAGUGUAUUUAUUUUGAAGAGGAAGCCUCUUAAAUUGUGUUGGUUAUCCACUAACAUUUAUAUACAUUUACUAGAUCUGUUUUUGUCAGAGAUGAUCUUGGACCAUGGUGAUAUUUUUGGUAAAUGUUCCACGUCACCAUUUUGUGUUUUUCUUCCCAGUUCUCGACUUCCUUUGCUUAUUUUGUAAGCCGUCAUUAUUAACGGUUUGGUUUUGCUGCCUUUCUAUAAAGGACAUGCCACGCAUUUCAAAUACAUAAUAAUGUAUAUUCAAUAUUUAUUUAGCUGUGUACAGUAUUAAAAUACUUUAUAAGUAGCCCAAUAGCAUACCCCAGUGAGCUGCUGGCUUUUAAACGACAGAUUAAUGUACAGUAUUAACAUUAUGCGGUGUACAGAUCAUGUAACUAAUAUGAGACUACUUUCGGUUGACUUGAAACAGUUGGAACACCUUGUAUGUUGUUAUGGAAAUAAAUGAUUGUUUUACUCAAUGAUUGCAUUAAAUACCUAGAAUACCCAGCACGUCACAUGACCAGGAAGUGGAGCGUGUAAUUAUGGUCACAAAGUGGCCGUAGUUUUCCAACCCAGAGUUGAGAUAAAUACUUUAUAUUAGACCCACGCUUCUAGAAGCGCUAAAAUCGGCACCUUGACCCCAGUGUGCUGUACCGAUAUCACAGUCGUAGACCACACUCAGCACUAAGAGUGAUCCAGUUUUACCGAUAUUCGACUACACACAGACCACAAAUCCAGGAUAGUCUGCUCAUGAAUGAAGAGGAGGUAUGGAGCUCCGUGGGUUAGCAUUCUGUGAUCGGAAGGUCGGCAGUUCAAAUCCCAGAAUCAGCAGAGUGAUCACGCCCAUGGGCCCUUCAGCAAGCGCCUUAAUCCCCAAUAUUCCAUAGACCGGUGCCGUGUUCCCACCAUCACAGAGCCAGAGCCAGUGCCAGUGCUGGGCUGGUUCUCACUUGGUGUCUUUUGAGAAUCUGGCUGCAUUUCCACCAGUUUAAAAAAAUAACAGAACGGAAAUGUUACAUAGGUGGAAGCAGAAGUAAAGUAAAUGUUCAUAUGUAUUUAGUUUUUUCGAUUUAUUCUGGUCUGUUUCGGAGUGUUUUUCUAAGCUGCUGAACCGAAAAAAAGUUUUCAGAGUAUGACUCGUGCUCUGCCUCUAUUGCCUGUAUCCGCUUUUGUCUCCUUAAAGGCCGUUUCUCUCCAAUCUGUAUGUAACUUUAUUCUUUCUCACUCACUGUUUUUUGCACAAUAAAAGAGUCUGAACUGAA